Messenger RNA from Penicillium nucicola, 1047 nucleotides. Its product is annotated as HMG-box domain-containing protein. Gene Ontology annotation, molecular function: DNA-binding transcription factor activity, RNA polymerase II-specific; RNA polymerase II cis-regulatory region sequence-specific DNA binding. Gene Ontology annotation, biological process: regulation of transcription by RNA polymerase II. Gene Ontology annotation, cellular component: nucleus. The record is from RefSeq and is a predicted model, not a curated record. The coding region runs from base 1 to 1047 and encodes 348 amino acids. The transcript is spliced from 3 exons. NCBI's taxonomy places the organism in Eukaryota, Fungi, Ascomycota, Eurotiomycetes, Eurotiales, Aspergillaceae.
AUGAGUCUGCCUCAUGGUAUCAACUCAAACACAGUCCUCUGCUUGAACUGGCCAUUGACUUGCAAAAAGGUGACAAGUACGCCUCUCUCCACGCGCCGCCGUUUACGAGCAGGUGAGGCGGAGAGCAUACUGUGCCACCGAUUCCAAACAACUGGUUUGAACAUUAUAGUGCCUAUCAGCAAGCUCACUGAGGGCCUUGAUGUUCCAAUCAAAAAUAUGGAAACUUGGGUUGCUAGACCUGCUGAAUUCCGCAGGGAAGAGGUUCAGACUAAGGGAAGAAUCUCCCGGCCAAUGAACUCCUUCAUGCUGUAUCGUUCGGCAUACACGGAACGAAUCAAAAAGCUCUUCCGAGUGAAUAACCAUCGGGUAGUCUCCAAGAUUGCGGGUCAAGGCUGGAAGUUUGAGCCAUCUGCUGUCAGGCAAAAGUAUGCAGACUUGGCCAAGCUUGAGCGUGACGCUCACACAGCAGUUCAUCCGGAAUACAAAUACUCGCCUAGAAAGCAACGAAAAUGCGCCACCAACCACCGAAAAGAGGCGGCCUGGUCCGAAUCCGAGUUUUCAGCCGACUCAACUCGCCACCAUAUGUACCCCCCCCAUGACCGGAGCCUCGAAAAGGGCUACUCCAAUGCCAAUCAAGACUUUUCGCCAUACGGGACACUCGAGCAAGAGAUGAGCCUCUCUUGGCCCAACGCAAAUUAUUCCACUAGCCUGUAUCCCGGAUCAUCUCAUAGCUUGAAAUGUACGACAAAUGGUCAAGUAUGCGCAGCAAGUCACUCGCAGCAGAACAUCCAUUGCAGCUCCUCACUCGUUGGCCUUCUAGAUACCUCGCACCCGGAGCUGCUUCAACCGCCCCACUAUAACCAAGUGGCCUACCAUAUGGACCCCGUGCUGCUCGUGUAUCCGAAUGCUAGUGAGGCUGUCGAAUUUCCCAACAUAGCUGGAGCCAUCAUCGCCUCUGGUACCUCCACAUACACAAUGUAUGACGACAAUAUAAUCACAGACUACUGCCGUACCACAAUGGCACCAUUUAUGACUGGCAUUUUCUGA